UACACUACGUUGUAAGUAACUAGCGGUGGGGAGCGAAAGUGCAUCCUCCCUCCCACCCGUCAGCUCCUCCGUCCCUCCCAACUUUCCCCGACUUUCCCACCCCUGCAAAAUAUUCCCGGAAAAUUUGACAGACGAAAAUACCCAUCACAAACCCAAAAACCCAAGCUAGAAUUUCCCACUACACUUCACUUUCUCACUAACCAAACACUCCAAAUACCCACACAACCCCCACCAUCUUCCUCAAAACCCUAAAAAAACCCACCCUUCCAUUUCUUCUAUUUUGCACCCUACGAUUGUAUCUGCAGCGAACGCCAUGGCCUGAUUGAGGCACAACAGUGUCUGUAAAUACAGUGAAAUCUAGGAGAAGAAGAUAUGGGGGCUUCGCUCUCGAACCUGACGGAGGGGACGAAUGGGGCGGGUCAUGGACCGGGUCUUGGCGACAUACCCGAGAGCUGUGUGGCCUGCGCGUUCAUGUACCUGACUCCUCCUGAGAUUUGCAAUCUUGCGAGGCUCAACAGGGCGUUUCGCGGUGCGGCGUCGUCUGAUUCGGUUUGGGAAUCCAAGUUGCCCCCAAAUUACCAUGAUCUACUCGAUUUGGUGCCUCCUCAGAGGUACCAAAACCGCUCGAAAAAGGACAUCUUUGCCAUGCUCUCCCGCCCUGUACCCUUCGACGAUGGCAAUAAGGUGGUAUGGAUAGACACGGUCACAGGAAGGGUUUGUAUGUCGGUUUCUGCCAAAGGGAUGGCGAUAACUGGGAUUGAAGAUAGGCGAUACUGGAACUGGGUUCCUACUGAAGAAUCUAGGUUUCAGGUUGUGGCUUAUUUACAGCAAAUAUGGUGGUUUGAAGUAGAUGGGGUCGUGAAGUUUCCUUUUCCUGCUGAUAUCUACACUUUAUCUUUCAGGCUUCACAUUGGAAGAUUCUCAAAAAGAUUGGGACGACGUGUCUGCAACUUUGAGCACACCCACGGUUGGGAUAUAAAGCCCGUGCGAUUUGAGUUGUCAACUUCAGAUGGACAGCAAGCAUCAUAUGAAUGCUGCUUGGAUGAAAUCGAACAUGGGGAUGCAUAUGGAAACCAUAAGCGCGGAUGCUGGGUUGAGUACAAAGUUGGUGAAUUUACUGUCACCGAUACCGAUCCUGUAACAGAAGUCAAAUUUUCCAUGAAACAGAUUGAUUGCACACAUUCAAAAGGUGGGCUAUGCGUGGAUUCUGUGUCUAUCGUCCCCAGUGAUUUGAAAGAGCGUAAAAGAAGAGGGGUCUGGAAGUAAGCCGAGUGCUGAACAGGGUAGUUGUUCAUUCACAUCAGCAAUCCCGUAAGGUGUUCUGGAGGAUGUCAUCUUAUUUGGUUUUUGCAGUAGGUUUGUGUCCUCUAGGGUUUAUGUAACCUCUGUUCAUGUAUGUGAUCCAAGUUUUGUUCCAUAUAUACCUUUGCAGAUUAGGUUGAGUGAAUACACUUUGGUAUUGCCUUGUGUUUGUCAGUUGCUCACUGUAAAGCAUUUUGUAACCUAGAUAUAUGUGAUGCCUCUUAACACUGUUUCCAUUGA
Molecule: messenger RNA, 1542 nt
Organism: Pyrus x bretschneideri (Chinese white pear)
Lineage: Eukaryota; Viridiplantae; Streptophyta; Magnoliopsida; Rosales; Rosaceae
Product: F-box protein PP2-A15
Exons: 3
Coding region: 373-1266 (297 amino acids)
Molecular function (GO): protein binding
Source: RefSeq, a predicted model, not a curated record